This is a messenger RNA of Coccinella septempunctata (seven-spotted ladybird), 922 nucleotides long. RefSeq names its product keratin-associated protein 16-1-like. Bases 127 to 756 code for a protein of 209 amino acids. NCBI's taxonomy places the organism in Eukaryota, Metazoa, Arthropoda, Insecta, Coleoptera, Coccinellidae. The transcript has 5 exons. The record is from RefSeq and is a predicted model, not a curated record.
UAAAUCAUGGGAAGAUAAUGUCAAGGAUCUAAAACAAAAUUAAUCGAAUCAAAUUACUCGUUAAAUCAAAAUUGCACGAAAAUUUAAGUGAAUAUUUUUACGAAAUUUUAGUGAAAAUAAUAAAGUAUGUGUACUGUUUUGGAUCAAUUGAAAGGUGUAAUAAAUCAAAUUGAUGAUGGGUGUUGUCCUGCGCCAUGUCCUCCAUCCUGCCCCCCUCAAGGAUGUCCGAUGGUCAGUUGUAUGCCGUUUGCACAAGUUUUAAUAUCCAAGCCGCCACCAAUUUUAGCUCCCACAAGACCGCAACCUGUGGUACCUUUAAAAUUACCAUGUCAGCCGUCAAAUAAACCAAGACAGAUGACCGAGGAAGAGGCUCUGCGAUGGAGAUACUCGAAUUUCUAUAAUAAUUAUAACAUAGACUGGCAUGCAGAUGGACCUGGAUGUAAAAAACCGGAUAUAAAAUGUAGGGCGCCUCCAGGAUCAUUCACAGUGACCGGUGAAAAUCCCUGCUGUUCUCGUCCUUCGUCAGCACCUCAACCAUGUGAGGACUAUUGUCCUACAGGAUUCAAAACUUGUACCAUGCGUUUAACACCUCCGCCUUGUUGUGACCCUUGCGGAACUUGGACUGCUCAAAUUCAGAAGUGUCCCCCUAAACCGCGAAAGAAAGAGAUGGAUGAUGAUGAUUGUAGCUUGCCACAUAUGCAUGAUUUUAGAAGAAAAAAGUUUUUUGAUGAAAGGAUGGUUCGUGGUUGGGGCUAGAUAUUUCAAGGAAAGCCUUGCUGCAUGCUGCCAAGCAUCUGUUUUAAUUAAAUUGUUUCAGAAUAUCUACCCAAGCGGCAUCUACGUAAUUCAGCAUGCUCAUUCCAGAAAUUUGAACAUCACAACAAAAUAAAAAUUGAGUGAAUAUUAAAAAAGUUAACUACUG